Molecule: messenger RNA, 816 nt
Organism: Sporisorium graminicola
Lineage: Eukaryota; Fungi; Basidiomycota; Ustilaginomycetes; Ustilaginales; Ustilaginaceae
Exons: 1
Coding region: 1-816 (271 amino acids)
Source: RefSeq, a predicted model, not a curated record
AUGAAGUUCCUCUCGCUCCUUUCCGCCGUGCUGGUCUCGCUCGCUCUGGUCUCCGCCGACUCGGGCAGCGUCGCCACUGGUGCCGAGCAGGGCAAGGUCCCGCAGCUCCUCACCAUCAUCAACGAGCUCGAACACGCAAACCCGACCGACGCUGGCUUCGCAGCUGACUACGCCGACCAGCUGCCUAAGCUCGCCACGCUGCACCGCCAGGUCGAGGAGCAGUUUGGCGAGAAGCAGGUGCGCAAGCUCUACGGCGACGAUGCGGGCGCCGACAAGCUGAUUGCGCUCGUCAAGGGCAUUGCCGGUGACGCGGCGGAAAAGCGCGACGUGAAGAAGGGCAACAAGACAGAACAUGUCAAGCAUCCCGAGCACAAAGAGCACAAGGUGAAGCACGGCAAGGAGGCCAAGAAGCACAAGCAGGGUGACAACAAGUCGACGGCGCACAAGAGCGCUAAGCACGCUGAGCACAAGGCCGAGCACAAGCACGGUGAGAAAAAGUCUUCGGUUCCUGCUCACGACAAGCGUGCGGCUGAGAAGAAGUCCCAGAAGCCGGCUCACAAGCACUCCAAGGAGUCCACCCCCGCCUCGGACAAGAAGCAGGCCACUACCCACAAGAAGCAGGCCGCUACCCACAAGAAGGAAGGCGCUACCCACAAGAAGGAAGGCGCUACCCACACGAAGGAAGGCACUGCUCACAAGAAGGAGCACGCUCACGCCAAGAAGCCCGCCACCUCCGCCCCCGUUCACAAGGAGCACAAGAAGCCUGCUCACAAGCACAAGACCAAGAAGGCUGCUGCCCAGACCACGACUGCUUAG